CGCCGUUUCUAAGAACUAAAAAUCAACGAAGAAGAAGCACACUACUUUUUCAUCAUCUUCAGCCUUAAAUUAUCUCAUUGCGGUGAUGGCGAACGGCGAUCGAUGACUGACGUUACCACUAGGUACUACUGCAAUGCAAAUUGAAAGUGAAUUUAAGGUGGAGUAGUGAUGUCCAGGUUUCGCGCGCUUUGGCAAGCUUCUCUCAAUGCAACAAAGAAGGCUCUCACUGGGAGUCUUGAAGAUUUGAUGCCUCCAAGUGAAAGGCUCAUUUUUAAUUUCAAUUCAAAAGAAGAGCUAAAAAAAUGGCAUCUAUAUUCAGAUUCUGAAUACGGAGGUUUAUCAUCAGCUUCCUUGGAGAUCACAGAUGCUGGAAAUGGGCUAAAGGGGGUUUUCUCUGGGAAUCUUUCAUUGGAUGUAUCUGAGGGCUCAAAGUGGAAUAUAACUCGAAGCGGUUUCUGUGGAAUGCGAUCCAAGAAGUUUGAUGGUUUUAUUGAUUUAGAUGCAUAUGAUACAAUUGCUCUAAAGCUUAAAGGUGAUGGAAGAUGCUACAUAUCCACUAUAUAUACAGAGAAUUGGGUAAAUUCACCUGGACAAAUGGAAGAUAAUUCAUGGCAAGCUUUUGUUUUUGUACCUGAAGACAAUUGGUAUAUUGCAAAGAUUCCUCUUGCUCGAUAUUUGCCAACAUGGAGAGGAAAUGUUAUAAAUGAAAAGCUGGAAAUGAAUCAGUCCCGUAUCCUCGGCAUGUCUCUAUCAGUUAAUGCAGAAGGUGGCAUCCCAGGUGCCAGAUCCGGACCUGGUGAUUUUAAUGUUGAAAUCGAUUGGAUCAAAGCCUUAAGAACACAACUUGCAGCUUUGAAUCUGUCAAGAAUCAUUCAGCAAUACAUAUUACAUCCAUGAAAGGAUCAAAAAAACAAAAGCAGCAGCAACAAGUGCUAGAGUGGGACGUUAUUGCUUUUGUUGUUCUUAUUUAGAUAUGGGUUUUGAUUUUGAUGGUAUGUUCACAAGUUGGGGAGUUUGGGGUCCACUAGAAAAGAAAAGGCCCACAUACUUCUGGGUUUUGGAAAUUGAUGGCUGACUUGGACAAAUAGUUUCCAAGCACACACUUCAUCUAUCUCUGUCAUGGCAUCAUCUCUCCCUCUGUGUGUGUGUGUGUGUGUGUGUGUGUAAAGCAAUUACUAACCAUAUGUGCCCCAAAAAUCAGUGUUUCUAGAGAAGUUGCAGAUCUACAGAGUUCUGAUUGUUUGUUCAUUGUUGAUGAUUGGUAUGGUAGUUCUGGCUAUUAUGUCGCCACCGCCCUUAUCUUGCUUUAUAAACCACUUGUUGCCCAUUGCAUAUCCAUAUUUCCCCUUUUGUGCUUCUUAUUUUAGAGCAACAUGUAAAACAUCUCUUUUUGAUUAAUUCUUGCAAUCUUUUCCAAUAAUUGAGCUUAA
Jatropha curcas is the source of this 1430-nucleotide messenger RNA. Its product is annotated as putative complex I intermediate-associated protein 30. Gene Ontology annotation, cellular component: mitochondrion. The record is from RefSeq and is a predicted model, not a curated record. Gene Ontology annotation, biological process: mitochondrial respiratory chain complex I assembly; mitochondrial electron transport, NADH to ubiquinone. NCBI's taxonomy places the organism in Eukaryota, Viridiplantae, Streptophyta, Magnoliopsida, Malpighiales, Euphorbiaceae.